Molecule: messenger RNA, 1297 nt
Organism: Zophobas morio
Lineage: Eukaryota; Metazoa; Arthropoda; Insecta; Coleoptera; Tenebrionidae
Product: acidic mammalian chitinase-like
Exons: 6
Coding region: 100-1233 (377 amino acids)
Biological process (GO): carbohydrate metabolic process; chitin catabolic process
Cellular component (GO): extracellular region
Molecular function (GO): chitinase activity; chitin binding
Source: RefSeq, a predicted model, not a curated record
CUAAAUGUUUACUCCGUGAUUGCACGUUUAAGAGAAGCAAGAUAACGGAAAUCCUUCAUUUUAGUACCUCCACAUUAAAAAGUUUAAACGAGGUGCAAAAUGGUCUUAAAAGUAAUCAUAUUUCUUUCUUUAGGAUUUUUCCUAGAAGAAUCCUCCGCAGCAACAGAUAAAGUUAUUUGCUAUUAUGCUAGCUGGGGCGCCCAACGACCAGGCAAUGGCAAGUUCGUACCUGAAGAUAUUGAUGUAAAUCUGUGUACUCAUAUUAAUUAUGCAUUUGUUGGACUUGACAGUGAUAGCAGAAUAAUUGUCCUAGACGAAGAGAAUGAUAUUAAUCAAGGUGGGCUAAAACGUGUUAGUGCCUUGAAAGAAAUCAACCCUAAUCUGAAAGUUAUGCUAAGUGUUGGAGGAGCUACAGCCAGUCCGGAGGCCUUUGAAGGAGCAGCCAACGAUGCUUCAAAAUUAGAAGCAAUGACCCAAAGUGCCAUAGAAUUUUUUGAAACUUACGGAUAUGAUGGACUGGACGUCGACUGGGAAUACCCUCAGGAUAAACAAACAUUCAACAAACUACUCUCAGGUCUGAGAGCAGCUCUUGAACCUAAAGGCUAUCUACUUACAGCUGCCGUAAACUCAAUUCCUGGUGAAGUAGGAGGUUACGACAUUCCCGCCAUGACUCAAGUCUUGGAUAUCAUCAAUGUGAUGACCUAUGACUUCCACGCAAUGUGGGGAGGAUUUACAGCAGAAAACUCUCCAUUAUACGGUGGCGUUAACGAAAGUCAAUGGCAAAGAGAUAAUCGUAAUGCUGAUGCUGCUAUCAGAUAUUGGUUAGAUGGAGGCGCAGAUCCACAAAAAGUAGCAAUUGGAGUCGCUUUCUAUGGUCAUUCUUUUAUUCUUUCUGAUCCCUCUAAGCACGGCUUGAACGACCAGACUACUGCCCCCGGCGAUCCGGGACCUUACACUGAUAACCUUGGAAGUUUGGGUUACAAUGAGAUUUGUGAGUUUCAUCCCGAUGGAACCGUUGUUUACAUGGAUGAUAUGAAGGUACCCUACUUGUAUGAUGGUGAUUUUUGGAUUGGAUUUGAUAAUGAGCAAUCUGUUGCAGAAAAGGUGGCAUACGCUAAAGAGAAAAAUCUAGCUGGUGUCUUUAUUUGGUCCAUUGAAACAGAUGACAUGCACGAGUUUUGCGGCAGGAAAAACGGACUUCUAAACGCGGUUAAUGACGCUAUGCAUGGUUAAUAUUUUGAACUGUAAUUACAGAUUUUAGUUUUAGACAAUAAAGUAAUUACGACUGUAAGCAAAA